UUUUAUCGUACGCGCAAGAUCCUUCGCUUAUCCUACGCACACUCUUCAUCGGUUUUUAGAUCUCCAAGAACUCACUCUCUCACUCCACUGAUCCCUGCGUUUCUCUUUCGAUCGAGUAAUUGCGGGGACAAUAUUUCUGCUGAUAGAACCAUGAGCUGCUUCGGCUGUUGCGAGGAAGAUGAUAUGCUUAGAAAUGCUGAUUAUGGAGGCCACAACACAGCUAAACAUUCCGGAGGAAAUGAUGGAGGACAUCGUGCAUCUGAAACUGCACAAAAGGAAACACAAGCCGUGAAGGUGCAGCCCAUAGAAGUACCUGCUAUUCCAGCGGAUGAACUGAAGGAAGUUACUGAAGAUUAUGGAUCAAAUUCUCUGAUUGGCGAAGGCUCAUAUGGAAGAGUAUACUAUGGCAUACUAAAAAAUGGGCAACCUACAGCAAUUAAGAAAUUAGAUUCCAACAAACAACCCGACAAUGAAUUUCUGGCCCAGGUUUCCAUGGCAUCCAGACUAAAGCACGAUAAUUUUGUUCAGCUGCUCGGUUACUGUGUUGAUGGGAACUCACGUAUACUCGCCUAUGAAUUUGCCAAAAAUGGAUCUCUUCAUGACAUUCUUCAUGGGAGGAAAGGUGUCAAGGGAGCGCAACCAGGUCCUGUCUUAUCAUGGCAUCAGCGAGUGAAAAUUGCUGUUGGAGCUGCAAGAGGACUAGAAUAUUUGCAUGAAAAGGCAGAGCCUCACAUCAUCCACCGGGACAUCAAAUCCAGCAACGUUCUAAUCUUUGAUGAUGAUGUCGCUAAGAUUGCUGACUUUGAUCUCUCCAAUCAAGCUCCCGAUAUGGCUGCUCGCCUUCAUUCAACCCGUGUUCUUGGAACUUUUGGGUACCAUGCCCCUGAAUAUGCAAUGACAGGACAGUUGAAUGCCAAGAGUGAUGUAUACAGCUUUGGGGUUGUGCUGCUCGAGCUUCUUACUGGUCGGAAACCUGUUGACCAUACGUUGCCUCGAGGCCAGCAAAGUUUGGUCACAUGGGCUACACCCAAACUCAGCGAAGACAAGGUCAAACAGUGUGUUGAUGCAAGACUUGGAGGAGAUUACCCUCCUAAAGCUGUUGCUAAGCUAGCGGCAGUUGCUGCAUUGUGUGUGCAAUAUGAGGCUGAUUUCCGGCCAAACAUGAGCAUAGUUGUCAAGGCACUGCAGCCAUUGUUGAAUGCUCGGCAAGGUCAUGCAGGGGAAGUAGCUCCUUAGCCAACCCCUCUCCGUUUGUGGAGGUUACAUCUCUAUAUAUACCUGAAAUUUAAUAUAUUUGUUUAUAAAAAUGUGAUUGCCCUGAUGAUUUAUAAUAUCUGUUUUCUUCUAAAAUGUGUCCCCUCCCCCUUCCCCCUCCUCCUAUAGUAUCUUUUGGUUUGUGUAAUGGGUUUGAACAUAUACCCAUAAAUAGAAAGGGUAAGAGAGGUCAAGUAGUAGACAGUGCUUUUGUCGGAAUACUUGCAUGUGAAUAAUUGGCAUUCUUCCUUCUUCUUUUAUAUCA
Messenger RNA from Tarenaya hassleriana, 1519 nucleotides. Its product is annotated as probable receptor-like protein kinase At2g47060. Bases 151 to 1236 code for a protein of 361 amino acids. NCBI's taxonomy places the organism in Eukaryota, Viridiplantae, Streptophyta, Magnoliopsida, Brassicales, Cleomaceae. The transcript is spliced from 8 exons. Gene Ontology annotation, biological process: protein phosphorylation. Gene Ontology annotation, molecular function: protein kinase activity; ATP binding. The record is from RefSeq and is a predicted model, not a curated record.